CUGUCUUUAAGAGCUAUAAAUAUAACGAGAUAUAAAUACAUCAGGAGUUGCUAUUUUAAAAAAAAUCUGCAAAUCUCGCGAUAAAAGGUGGUAUUUGCAGACUCGCGAGACGAUAUAAAUACGCAGUGUUUAUGUUUGGCUACGGUUUGAACGUUUUCUGGCUCCUUACGCAUUUCAUUCUCUUUCCUCUGUCUCAGUUCGCCAUGUCUUCAAAAUAUGCGUCUGUAGAUUUCGAAAUUUUCGGCAAUGUUCAGGGUGUGUGCUUCAGAAUGUCAGGUCAUGUGACUGUGCAGUACACAGAGGAUCAGGCGAAAAAGCUCGGCGUGAAUGGCUGGGUGAAGAACACCAGACAGGGCACCGUGAUCGGCCAGGUGCAGGGGCCUCCAGAGAAAGUCAGCGAGAUUGUCAUCGCCCAGCAGGGGGCUCACCCCCGCACCCUUUCCCAUCACCCUGCUCACCAGCAGUUAAACACAGACUCUACACACAGUAACCCAACAGUGUCCUGACUAAUCUUAUAACAGACCUGCAACGACAAAAUAAUUAAUUUGUUUAUACUGAUUGAAAAUGUCCGAUAAGCCGAUUUACGUUCCACAACAAUAAAUGUAACUAUAAGUGGAUUAAAAAAAAGUAUGGUGUUAUUCUUUAAGAAAUAAAUAAAUGGCGGACUUAUAUAGCGCUUUUAUCCAAAGCACUUUACAUUGGUUCUCAUUCACCCAUUUACACAGACACUCACACACCAAUGGUAGCAGAGCUGCCAUGCAAGGCGCUAACUUGCCAUCGGGAGCAACUUGGGGUUUAGUGUCUUGCCCAAGGACACUUCGGCAGUCACGUGGGCCGGGAAUUGAACCGCCAACCCUACGAUUAGUGGAAACCCGCUCUACCACCUGAACCACAGCCGCCCAAUAAAAUAAAAAUGGUAAUCUUUGGUAUAAUUGCUGUAGUUUCAGAGGAGAAGAGGAAUAAAACACUUCAGGAUGUGCUGGUCUUCCGCUCCGUUGUUGAUUAUUUUCCUAUAAUUACAGAUCCUGAAGUGGUUUAUUCUUACAUUUAUUGUAAUCACCCAGGCCUUCUCUUUCUCUUACUCUGUCUUCCAGAUUACAUUCAGCAAUCUGUUCGUUUAUGGUGUGUGUGUGUGUGUUUGUGUGUCCCAUUGUGUGAUGUUUAGAGCAGUUGUCCCAGCGGACUGUCAUCGUACACACAUUACAGUCACACAUUAUAGACACACACACACACACACACACACACACAAGAAUAACAUCCUUAACUGUAAAAAAAAAAUAAUAAUUAAAAAAAAAAAAAAAAAAGACAUCUCAGUGAAAUACACACCAUAACGUCCAAGUAGAUUUCUGUGAGACAUCUUGUGGUGCAUCACGACGCAGCACAACUUUCAACAAAAAUUGUUUAUUACUCAGUGACACACCAAGGGCACAGUGCCAUUUGGUGUCAUCAUUGCUGGCUGAUAUAAUAUCUGCUUUAGAUUUCACCACGUGAGAAACCAAACACUCUGUCCAAGCCUCUGUUGGAUUGGUGGUUCUUCUGACCCAUGCUGUUUGUGGAUAAUCAUCCAGCUGGAGGAAAUUCCUUCCUAUCAGCGUACUUCAAUGUUAUCAGACUUCCGCAACACCAAGGCAAGGACAAGUCUCCUUUCCUUUACUGCACAAUAAACCACACACACACACUCACACACACACAAACAUGGGCACUACUAGGAAAAGAGGAAGAUUUUUUCACAAUGGGAAAGUAACAGAAAGUCCUAGGUGGUUCGUAGUUAAAACCGAAGCGCAUCGGCGCUGUGUAAACAAACACGAGUGCUAAUAAGAGUUCAGCCAAGCGUAGCUUGUAGCUCAUAGCUCUUGGCUCGACUGUGUGCACUAUUCCUACAACCGGACGCAAACGCAACAAUAAAUCAUACGUCCAUGCAAAACUUUUUUCUCAGGGCUGGGUUUCCUGUUUUCAGUGAACUCCACCUAAUCAUUGAUGUAAUACUUCAGCUGGAACCAAACAAAGAAAAAAAAAAAAACAAUACAAGUAAAAACAUGAUAGGAAAUCUGGGUGAAUGCAAUGACGAACAGCAAGUACACCAACAAUGACAACAUACUAAUCUGUACUCUGUGUGAUAAUCGUGUACGUUCUAAAAAGUUGAAAUGACCGAAUAACAAGAAUGAAUCAGCAGUUAUUUGCUCACUGAUGUUAGCAUGAACAGAGACCAGUCAAAUGAAGGGAUGAUGAUGAGGUUCAUGUUUUAAUACGAGACAUAGACUGAUGCUGAUCUUCAAAGUGAGAACUCAUUUCUCAUCGGAUAUAAUUUCAAAUAUAGCAGUGUUUUCCAUGUGUAGAUUAGGUUAUAAACAGUAGGUGUAGGCGAUAUGUAUGUAUGUAUGUAUUUAUUUAUUUAUUUACGGUCUCUUUCAUAAGAUGUUCUUUUCUACACUUAUUCAUUAUUAGUAUUUAAAAUCGCCAUGUUUCAGGGAGUUAAAACCACAACUCUGUCCAACUGGACCUUGUAACUAAGUCUUCCAGUUGGCUUCUAUUCUAAAAACAUGGGGACAUCUGAAAGGAACAAGGUCUGUAGUCCUCUACGUACACUUUGCAACUCGGAAUAAGUGAUCCUGAAGAGAUUUCUUUCAAAGAGAGUCUUUCUUCAUUAAAUGCAUCUGUUAAAAAAAAAAAAAAAGAUCUGCUCCUCAUAGUCCAAGUUUCGGCAUACAUUUGUUUCAGUUGUGCUUUUUAAACGAUUUAGCCUUUGGGCUCCUCUUUCCUGGUAAGCAUGGAAAGCCAAGGUGAGAUGUCUUUAAGGGGAAAUGGAUAUAACAAGAUUUUUAAAUGCUUUACUCGUGGUUUAGAAACAUGCAAAUGAGAAAUAUUUUGCUCAGGAAAACGUAUAGUAUUCAGAACUAACAUUACACGAUAACAUUAAAACCACUGAAUUAUGUGGAGCAUCUGACAUGACAUGAAUAACAUUGAUUAUCUCGUUACAGUGGCACCUGUCAAGGGGUGGGAUAUAUUAGGCAGUAUGUGUACAGUGAACAGUCAGUUCUCAUAGUCGAUGUGUUGGAAGCAGGAAAUUUGGGCAAGCCUACGGAUCAGAGCGACUUUGACAAGGGCCAAAUUGUGAUGGCUAGACGACUGGGUCAGAGCAUCUCCAAAACGGCAGGUCUUGUGGAGUGUUCCUGGUAUUCAAUGGUUAGUACCUACAAAAAGUGGUCCAAGGAAGGACAAGGUCUGAGGUCUGAUCCCACAGCAGAGCUAUUGUAGCACAAAUUUCUGAAAAGGUGAAUGCUGGCUAUGAUAGAAAGAUGUCAGAACAAUGAGUGACACAUCAUACUUUUUAGCCAUAUUUCCAUAUAAUGUUGUGGAACAUCUGCGAAAAACAAGCUAAUUCCUGUUGUCACUUAAGUUAUAGCAGAUAGAAAAAUUGAGGCUGGUAAGAGAAUGGCCGUUUAUCUCUCUUGAAGUUAAUAAGGCAAAAAAAAAAAAAAAAAGCAGUUUGUCAAGUUACUGAAAAACCAGAAAAUGUAAACUCAUCUGUCCUGAAGGCUUUCUGACACUGGAGACUCCUUUCAUUACCAUAUCGAUGAUUACAUGUUUUUCUUUGUUAAAUAACAACACGUGAUUUGUAUUUUCCAGUUUAGAAGAUAGAUAAGUAUCCAUGUAGAGGGUAUGAUGGAUGGAUGGAUGAAUGGCACUGUUGAAAUGUUUCCGUACAAAACUAAAGAAACAAAAACAUAUCUAUAGCAACAUAUUUAUUGACUAUAUAUAGGGUGAACAAAAUACAGUAAAUGUGAUUUUUUUUUUUUUUUUUUUUUGCCAAACUGAAUCUUUAAUCAGGACAUUUCUUCCUGUACUGAAAAUAUCCUGAAUUUCUCCUGCCUUCUGUCUGACUGUAACUCGUUUUAGGUAGUCUUGUACGCUGAGUGAAUCAGAUGUAGUCAUGCACAACCACACACACACACACACACACACACACACACACACACACACAGACACACACAGAUCCAAUAAGAGCCUGCCUCUAUGGCCUACCAUGAGGAUAAUGCAUUUAGAGGUCCUCAGAGGAAUAACUGCAUGAGCUGUUCCUACUCUGAAAGAGAGACAGAUCGAAACAGAGAGAGAGAGAGAGAGAGAGAGAGAGAGAGAGAGAGAGAGAGAGAGAGAGAUGCUUUCAUGUGUAAUCUGAUUUCUCAGACUCCUCUGAUGCAUUUACUGAUUUAGUUGAUGUUGUUAGCUUUGCCUCAUCUGCUAUUCUACUUUGGAACUUCAUAAAAUGCCAUUCAUUGCAAAAGUUUGCAUCCCCCCUUUCCAGGGUUAAUUGGUUACAAUAAUGUUAUAAUAAUUUUCCCUACUGUUCCACCCCUACAGUGUAAAAAGCCCUUUAAUACAAUUAAUCUGUGUGUGUGUGUGUGUGUGUGUGUGUAUAUGUG
Molecule: messenger RNA, 4421 nt
Organism: Ictalurus punctatus (channel catfish)
Lineage: Eukaryota; Metazoa; Chordata; Actinopteri; Siluriformes; Ictaluridae
Gene: acyp2
Product: acylphosphatase 2, muscle type
Exons: 4
Coding region: 132-506 (124 amino acids)
Molecular function (GO): acylphosphatase activity
Source: RefSeq, a predicted model, not a curated record